AUGGCUGGCUUGUUUGGUUACGGCAAAGAGUACCGCGUUACGGCUGGUACGCAGGCAGCGGAAGAGCCGGGUUCCCACAGUGACCAUGCAUUGCGCCAUGUUGCGCCUGCAUACAGUUCUUCUUUAGAGUAUUCUAGAGCUGAGGCGUCCAACGCCAUCGAUACUCAAGCCUGCGCCGACCGUUUGCCGGUAUGGGCCACCAAAAUCCUCUGGCCGAUUAUGUCGCGCGGCUCCCAACAGCAACUUGCCCAAAUGGCAACAUUUGCUGCCAGGCACGCUCAUCUCCUCGAGCCCACCGUCGACCUCCCACAACCAAGUUUUGUGCGAACCAAACUUAGGCUUCCGCAGAGCAUGGAUGUCAAGCUAAUUGUCGGUCGCGGAGAUCUCGCCGCACCUACCAACCAGGCCGCUAGCAGCUAG
Bipolaris oryzae ATCC 44560 is the source of this 420-nucleotide messenger RNA. RefSeq lists its product as uncharacterized. NCBI's taxonomy places the organism in Eukaryota, Fungi, Ascomycota, Dothideomycetes, Pleosporales, Pleosporaceae. The record is from RefSeq and is a predicted model, not a curated record. The transcript has 3 exons. Bases 1 to 420 code for a protein of 139 amino acids.